UUAGAACCCAAAUGGCCCUUCACCUUCCUCCUUCACAGCUCUGCAUCCUCAGAUUCUAUUUCUGGAAGACCCUGAGGAUCAUCUGCCUCCCCUGCUUCCCAGUUUCCACCAUCCUCCUGUCACCUCAUCCCUUAGCUGGGCACCAGGAUCCCAGGUCCCGCCUGUCCUUGGGCUUCUUCUCACCCUGCCUCACCCACCCCUGCCUCCUCUCAGGGUCUCUUCCCAAGCCCGGAAGCAGCCAGGCUUUGGAAAGGCGCCUUAUCCCCACCGGUGGAGGGGCCCCCAGUGUCCGCCUCCCACCCCAUGGCGGCUGAGAGCCCCACGUGACUGUCCAAGGCAGAUGUUUCCUGCUCCCUGGGGAAUGCUGCGUCAGUGGCCAGGCCAGCCGCAGAGCUGACAUCUCCCUGACCCACCAUGGGCCCCAACCUGCUCAUGCUGUUGCUGGUGGGACUGGCAGGCCAGGCCUCCACCAGCUUCCCGGAAGUGCUGCAGGCCCCCGUGGGGGGCUCCAUUCUGGUGCAGUGCCACUACCGGCUCCAGGACGUCAAGGCUCGGAAGGUGUGGUGCCGGUUCCUGCCCGAUGGGUGCCAGCCCCUGGUGUCCUCGGCUGUGGAUCGCGGAGCCCCGGCGGGCAGGCGCAUGUUUCUCACGGACCUGGGGGGUGGCCUGCUCCAGGUGGAGAUGAUUACCCUGCGGGAGGAGGACACCGGCGAGUACGGCUGCGUGGUGGAGGGGGCGGCGGGGACCCAGACGUUGCACAGGGUGGCCCUGGUUGUGCUCCCUCCAGCUCCUACCCCGAAAGAGGAGGAAGAGAACUAUAAGGUUGGGAGUCUGGCUGACGGCCCCUUCUCAGACAUCGUGGGCAGUGCCAGCCCUUUGGAACCCAGCCAGGAUGAGAAGAGCAUCCCCUUGAUCUGGGGCGCUGCGCUCCUGCUGGGCUUGCUGGUGGCAGCAGCCGUGCUAUUCGCUGUGAUGGCCAAAAGGAAAGGGACCAGGCUUGGUGUCUGUGGCCAAUCUCAGAGCAGCAGAGUUUCAGGCAAGGCCUCCUCCUCAGUGGUCCACCACAUCAGUGACUCUGGCCUUGGAGUUGAUUUUCCAUCGGACAUACCGUAUGCUAGGCUCGACUCGCCACCUUCCUUUGACAAUACCACCUAUAGCAGCCUACCUUUUGAUCCCCCAUCAGAGGACUCUCCAUCCCCAGCCCAAUCCUCAUCGCCUCCUCUGCCUCCUAAAGUCCUGAUGUACUCUAAGCCUGUGACAUAUGCCACAGUUAUCUUUCCUGGAAGGGACAAGGGUGGAGGGGCCACCUGUGAGCCAACCCAAGAUCCACUGACUAGCCAAACGGCACCCAGCUAAGCUGUUCAUCAUACUAUUACCACAGAGACCAUCCCCAGAGUUCUAUGCAUCCAGCCAGCCAGCCCAUACCCUAGAUCCUUAGUAUAUCAGAACAGCUAGGGACUUUAGGAUCUAAUCUAACAUCUUGACUUUUCUGAUGUGGAAAGUGAUACUUAUAUGUGAUUGAGAUAUGCUAGGAAUGAACCCCCCAUGCUGGUUCCUCUGCCCUUAAACCACUGAGGUAAAUAAACUCUGAAUGAUAAUAUAUGAGCUCUUGAUAGUUGACGGGGAAAGAAAGGGCCUGAGUUUGACUAUUCACAUGGCCUGGGAACUCUAAAGAUUCUAGUCCAGAGUUUGUGCUAUGAUUUCCUGCCUGUCCUGCCAGUGAGGGCAUGGUUUCAUUCCUGGUCAGAAUUCCGGGAUGCAGUCUGAUUCAAGGGGCACCAAGAAGGCAUCUUCGAAUGUA
This is a messenger RNA of Panthera uncia (snow leopard), 1801 nucleotides long. RefSeq names its product triggering receptor expressed on myeloid cells like 1 (gene TREML1). Gene Ontology annotation, molecular function: transmembrane signaling receptor activity. Bases 415 to 1356 code for a protein of 313 amino acids. Gene Ontology annotation, cellular component: plasma membrane. NCBI's taxonomy places the organism in Eukaryota, Metazoa, Chordata, Mammalia, Carnivora, Felidae. The transcript has 6 exons. The record is from RefSeq and is a predicted model, not a curated record.